Akanthomyces muscarius is the source of this 1218-nucleotide messenger RNA. RefSeq lists its product as uncharacterized. The transcript is spliced from 2 exons. Lineage: Eukaryota; Fungi; Ascomycota; Sordariomycetes; Hypocreales; Cordycipitaceae. Bases 1 to 1218 code for a protein of 405 amino acids. The record is from RefSeq and is a predicted model, not a curated record.
AUGAGUGGCUUCGGCGAAUUUGAUGAACCUUUUCCGCAGCCCGCGAUCCAGGACUAUGACCCUCGAGGCGGUGCUUGGGAACAACACUGGGAUGACACUGGUCUACACGACCUAUGGAAAGGAGGCAAAAGCCUCCCGGAGACAUUCUUCUAUGAAAGUGCGGAGAAAACUCCAGCACCGAUAGAUCACUCGUUCGCAGAAGCCGCUUUGACUGCUGCAAGUGGACUCGCGCUGAUGAUUCCUGAGGUUGGCCCUGUACUCUUUGCCGCGGGCGUCGGUGGAGUCUUCUUCCUACAGCAGGGUGACAAAGAAAUGCCGGGUGCCCAGCACGUGGCAAGUAAAAUCGAGGUCCUCGAGAAGGAUCUUUUCCAGCGCCUGAAGGAAGCUCGUCUGCACGACUACAAGGCCAUACUUGACGUGCUGAAGGAUACCAUCGAGUUCUCCGUGCAGAACAAAAUCUUUGAGAAGACUUCCAAGGAUGAUUUGGUCGUUGUCAACGAGAAAUACGAUAUACUCAAGAAGCACGCUUUUGGAGCCGACUCGAGCUCCAUACAGGUCAUGCUCGACAAGUUGGAGAGUGAUUUUCACUGGGCCGACAACGAUAUCCAGCAGACGAUAGUGGCGCUGAUCCCGUUCAUGGUCCAGUGCAUGGAGCUGAAGCUCGUCCUCAACGCCAACCUGGCGCGAAUCCAUCAAGACAGGGGCGACAACGAAGACGAAGCGCACAAAGUCGCAUUCCACUCCGGUAUAAAGGAAGUGUCGUUUGACUUGAGAAAGGCUGUGAAUCGACUUGAAGAGUGGAUGAAGAAGAAGCAAGAGGACCGUAUGAAGCAGCUCAGCACGGAGAUCAAGCAAGAGACGCUGAAAGAGGGCAUUUUCUCGACGGUUCGGGAGGCUUGGAAGUUUAAGGAUACUGGCUCAGGGCGGGUGUUCCAGGUCAGCGGUGUACAGAAGGAGAUAUAUGACGUCUGCUACAUGGACGACGUGGAGCGGAAGAUGAAGGUUUACAUGGGCGAAAUGGCCAAUUGGUACAAAGACCGUCUGCAGGAGCAUGUCGAUAGGCACUUCGACGUCAUGAAGCAGACUAUGGAAAGGUGGAAGAAAGUUGCGGACGCACUGGAUAAUUUCUGGGGACAGCACGAGGGCCACCAAGACAAGGUACUGGAUGGUGUGAAGAUGUUUCACCAGAUGCAGAGCCGGCAGGCUGCUACUAAGUAA